AUGCCUUUUCCAAAGCAAGAAUACAUUGUGUAGGUCUCUUAGUAUUUAAAUAGAAAAUAUGGACAUCAUUAUUAUAUUUGGAAUUUGAGUGAACAUGAUUAUACAAGAGAGUUAUUUUAGAAUUAGGUUUCAAUGCACUCUUACAUUGGAUUUGCAUGUCCACCUCUUUAUGAAUUACUAUUAAUAUGUAAAUGCAUUUUAGAAUGGAUACAACAUGAGGGUAACAUUGCAAUUGUCCAUUGUUAACAAAAUAAAGGGAGGAGUGCCAUACUUCUUUCAAUUUUUUGGUCCCUUGUUUUUAAAACAAGUAUCCAGGAGAGUUUUUACAUCAUAGCAAAAGCUUUGGGACUCACAUCUCCAUUAAAAUCUCAACUCAUGUACAUUCAUAAAUACCUAACACAUUUGCUCUCAAAUGAAUAAUUAAAUACUCAAACAAUCAAAGUGAAAUCAGUGAUUUUGAGUGGGAUUCCAAAGUAAUUAGAACAAUUCAAACCUUAUUUUUAAAUAUUAGAUAGGCGAGGGAUAUUGUAUGAAGAGAAAAGUCAAGUUAUACAGAAAGAUGAACAAUGCAUAUUUAUUCUCCCAAACUUAUAGAUAAGCAAUGAUAUAGUAUUUCGAUGUAAACAUAUUACACCAGAAAAUGAUUUGAUUCCAAUAUUUAGAUUUUAGAUCCAUACUGGAUUCUUAUUCAAAAACAUUAUUCGUUUCUAAGCAGGCGAUUUAGAUUUUCAAUAAUCUUUUGAUGACGACUUUUAUAUCGAUAUUGUAUAUCUGAGAGGACAUGAAAACAAAAAUUUGCAUGAUUCUGACAAGUUAAACUAUGAUUAGCAAUAGUAAGAAGGCUAUCAGAUGAUAAAAUAGUUAUUGGACACAUGUUAGAUGAUGAGUUUAAAUGUGAAAUUGCAAUUGUUCCAAGAAAAUGACAUAAUAAAUUACUUACCAGAACAUCCAUAAGCAAUAUAGAAACUCGAGCAGGUGGAAGAGGUAGUGGAAUAGAACCAAAGAAAGGAUAGCUUUUAAGAAAAGGAGAGUUAGUAGGUUGUAUAGAAUCAAAAUCUGUAGUAGGAGGAGACUUUAGUGUAAGGAAAUGAGGGGGAUUAGUAAUAAAUUGAAAAAGAUGGGGAUGAUAAUGAUGAUGAUGAUGAUGAAAUCAUAAUUUGA
Messenger RNA from Paramecium tetraurelia, 1161 nucleotides. RefSeq lists its product as uncharacterized. Lineage: Eukaryota; Ciliophora; Oligohymenophorea; Peniculida; Parameciidae. The record is from RefSeq and is a predicted model, not a curated record. The transcript has a single exon.